Dermochelys coriacea (leatherback sea turtle) is the source of this 1590-nucleotide messenger RNA. It is a transcript of the gene RGS7BP, whose product is annotated as regulator of G protein signaling 7 binding protein. Lineage: Eukaryota; Metazoa; Chordata; Testudines; Dermochelyidae. Bases 667 to 1434 code for a protein of 255 amino acids. The transcript is spliced from 6 exons. Gene Ontology annotation, cellular component: neuron projection; nucleus; postsynapse. The record is from RefSeq and is a predicted model, not a curated record. Gene Ontology annotation, biological process: G protein-coupled receptor signaling pathway.
AUCAGUGGGCCAAGUUGCUCAGCACGUCAGUCUGCCCGCUUCCCUACGCCUAACCAGUCCCACCAAAGGGUUCCGGUGGGAUCUUCGGCGAGGCGAGCCCUGGCAGAGCGGAUCGAGGCGAACGCUCAGAGUCCAGGAAGGCGCCGGGCCGCACGCGCGCGGCCCUCCUCUCCCGCCGGGCCGGGCCGGGCCGGGCCGGGGGGGGAUGAGGAAGCCGGCGCGGCUCUGGGAGGCCACCAGGAGAGGCAGCCCCGGCAGCGGCGCGGCUUUGGAAGGCUGAAUUCCCUCCUGAAUGGGCAGCUGCCAGCUGCCAGCCCCGGCCGCACCUGCCCGACCUGCAAGCCGGUGCCGACGGGAGGAGGCCUCAGCGCGCCCGCCCAGGCUGCUGAGCCGGUAGGAGUUGACGAGCCCGCUCCCCUUCCUGGCUGGAGUGGGAAGGAUGCGGCCGGGCCCCGCGCUCCUGCUCGCCGAAGGUGACCAGCCGCCGCUGCCGCAUUUGGGGGUGUGACGGGAGGCGUGUGGGGAGAGGAGAGUGACUCCGGAUCCCUCCUCGGACUCAUCCUCGCCGAGCCGGAGCCGCUGCCGCUGCCGCUGCCGCGGGCGGGGGGAAUUUGCCCGCUCCUGCUGGGAUCAGUGCAGCUGCUUUUGCUUGCUGGAUGCGUGUGCAUGAGUUCUGCACCGCAUGGGCGCAAGAAGCGCCCCGGGACCGCCGGCUCUAUCUUCCAGAUCAGCAAACCCCCCCUGCCCGGCAGGGACGGGGGACGCCGGGCCAGCGGCUCUGAGAGCUCCUGCAAAACCCAGAGAGCCCUGGAGGACUGCAAGAUGCUUGUUCAGGAGUUCAAUACCCUGGUGGCUCUAUACCGGGAGUUAGUCAUUUCCAUUGGGGACGUCUCCGUCAAUUGUCCAUCUCUACAUGCUGAAAUGCAAAAGAUUAGAACCAAAGGAUGUGAGAUGGCCUAUCAGGCUCAUCAAAAACUAGCAGCAAUCUCUGGCCCAGAAGAUGGAGAGAUUCAUCCUGAAAUCUGUAGACUAUACAUUCAGUUGCAAUGUUGCUUAGAAAUGUAUACAACAGAGAUGCUCAAGUCCAUAUGUCUGCUAGGAUCCCUCCAGUUUCAUCGGAAAGGAAAAGAGCCUUGUGCAACACCCAGGAUCGUAGACAAUAAAAUGGAGGAGAGUUCAGAAGUACGUAUUUUAGAAGACACAUCAUCUUCACCAAUAGAUAUUCAACAGCAUUCAUGGCAGGUUUCCACCGAUAUUGAAAACACUGAAAGAGACAUGAGAGAAAUGAAAAACCUUUUAAGCAAACUCAGGGAGACUAUGCCUUUACCAUUGAAAAAUCAAGAUGAUAGCAGCCUCCUAAACCUGACUCCUUAUCCAUUAGUGAGAAGACCGAAGCGAAGAUUCUUUGGACUAUGCUGCCUUGUCUCAAGCUAAAAACUUCAGGCAGAAACUCCAAGAAAACCAUAACUUUCAUGAAACCAAUAUUAUUUGACCUUUGAAAGGAUAAACCUUACUGCUCUUGAUUAUAAAGCGUUUUCUACACUGCCCUAGUCCUUCUCCCCCUGCUCUUUUCAAAAAGGAGUUUUACAG